Malaya genurostris is the source of this 1595-nucleotide messenger RNA. RefSeq lists its product as uncharacterized. The transcript is spliced from 3 exons. Lineage: Eukaryota; Metazoa; Arthropoda; Insecta; Diptera; Culicidae. Bases 347 to 970 code for a protein of 207 amino acids. The record is from RefSeq and is a predicted model, not a curated record.
ACGGGUUGGAGUUUUUUUUUUGUUUGGUGUUGUGCGAAGAGGAACUAAAACCGACAAUCGAAGUUAUAUCGACCACAAACAACAACAAUCGUGAUCGCGGCACGGGACGACACAUUAGCGAAUGAUGCAGCAUUUAGUUGUGAAACGGAAGUAAUUGUUCGAUGGUUAGCUAAAACGUAACAGUAGUGUUUAUCAAAAAAAUAACUUAACGGAGUUUUUCAUUGGCGGGUUUCAUAUUGUAAAGCCCAUUUCAUCUCCAUUAGUCAGUCGUCACGAGACCAUCGCAAGAAACGGCUGGCAACUUUCCGAUUUCCUGUCAGCAUCAAUCGCUCGAAGCCACACGAUAAUGACUGCAGCAAGGGCAUCAUCACUCCUCGCGGUGACAAUAACGUUGAUCGUGCUGAUAAUUUGCGGUGAAAUGCAAAUGUCAUCUGGAGCCACCGUGCAGGAUCAGGAACGUUCAUCCGCCAGCGGAUUGCUAGCUCCCAGAACAUUCGGUCGAAUACGCAUGGUGAAAAACUUUAUGCUACCGAUGAUGUUCCUACUGGGAGGCAUCAAAAUGUUGCUCCUGUUUGUCGCUGCCGUCGGCGUGAAAACACUUUUCGUUGCCGUUUCCAUCCUGGUGAUCAACAUAAGUGUGGGCCUCGCUAAGGUCAUCAACUUCUUCAAACACAGCAAGUACGGGCAGUACGGACAGUACGGACACCAUUCGGCAGCCUGGGCUAGUCCGGAGAAAACUGUAAAUAUUAACAUUCACAGUGCACCAGGACAUCAGCUUUCGCUGGACACACCACCAACGGCGAUCAGCAGUAUUUCAUCAUCCUCGUACCCGUAUGCAAGGAAUGAUGUGAUCGAUUCAAUCUACCGAGCCCCAGCCCACAGCCUUUAUCCGAACACGUUUGUCCAAGCAACCGCAAAGGCCCUCACUCAUCCUUAUUCCCAGUGGCAGAAUUACGCUCGAGCCCGAUAGCGACGCGGGCGGCUAUCGACAGAAUAUCUUCAAGAAAUGCCAAAAAACACAAAAUCCAACACCCAGUGAACGAUUGCGAUGAGUGCAUGUUAUUCUGCUACAAGAGAUUCAAUGUUCACCACGUUUAUUUAUGAAUAAGAGAGCCCCUCAAAAAUAUUUAUUAAGAAAGCUUCAGUCAUAUACCAUUACGUAGAGUGUUUACAAGGUCGAUCUAAUUAGCUACUGUUGAUCAGUCAGUAGGUUUCAUGAAAAAAAAGUUUUUACGUCUGCGGCUAUUUAAAUGUAUCGAUGAAAGUAAAAGUGUACAUCGCAAAAUUUCACCGGUGAUCACGCUGGUGCAUCCACACCACCAAGUGGCAGUGAGCAAGCAGUAAAAAAUUUAAUAAAUUCAGACAGGCGUGCCGCUUUUUUUUUCUUAUCGCGAUACACCUACAUCACGCGGUUUUUCGUGCAACAUAGCAUUCCAAUCUGUUUAAUCUGUUCAAUGGAUUAAACUGCAAAGUGGAUAUUCGAAAUAACUGAACGCUACCGUUUUGGUACAAUCUCUAGACAAUGGAAUUGUAAACGGUGGUAGCUACCAUACCACGGUUUGCAUGUUUAGCAUUAGUGCGCUGUAAAAACAUAG